GCGCGCCGCUCGAUGCCGGCGCGCGCGAGGCCGGCCGCCGGGCGCUCGAGGCUGUCAGUGCUGCCACCUGUGAUGGCGUAGCACCUGUGCUGACGAGGCCGCACCCCAGUGGCUGCAAGUCGCCCAGCGGCACCUGCAGGAGAACGUGACGCUCAACGGCAUGACGUGGGCCGAGGCGACGGCGCACAAGACGCGUGCGUGCCUCUGGCGGUGCCGCAACGCGUGCAUGCUGACCCGUGUCUCUCCAGCCGUCGCACCCUUCGACGCCGUGCUCUCGGCACACGUGCAGUCGCUGCACGCCCGCGCCGACGCCCUCACGGCACAGGCCAUUGCGCGCCGCAAGGAGGUGCCGGCGCGGAGAGCUGCGGCGCUGCAGGCGCGUCACGAGGCGCUGCGAAGGGUCAGAGAGGCGAGCGAGGCGCGCAAGCGGAAGCGCGAGGAGGAGUGGAAGGCUGCUCCGCUGCCGCCGGCGCCCGCUCCGCCAGCGCGGCUGGCCGAGACUGCUGCGACGCUGCGCAAGUCGCUGGCCGAGCUCGAGACCCUGCAGACGGAGCUGCCGAAGCUCACGGAGCGGACACGGACGCAUACGGCGCUGGUGAAGCGUCUGCGCUCGGGCGCUUGAUCGUCGAGGUCUGCUCCACCGGCCUCAUCUUCCGGAGCUACAUCUCCUGAGGGAUCCGGCUGCACCCUCGGAGAGGCUUCACAUGGCGCAUGGGGAAAAUGUGCGAGCUGCGCUUCGUAUGAGAGACGUUCGACCGUCUGUCAGUCAGCAGCGCAGCUGCACACUCCCGCUCAUGCGCGCUGUACAUCACCACGUCACCCGCUAUAUCACUGGUACACUGCUCAAGGCGUGCACAGUGUCACAUUUCUGUUGCUCAAGCCGCGCUGCGCAUGUUCAGAGUCAGAGUGAGAGUGUGCACAUCGCGCCCCGUGCGUCGCUUCGCACCUUGUUGCCCUGCUCCACACCCUCGUCUGCCUGUGGGACCUAAGGCUUCGAGCCAGGACUUUGCUCUGAGACAAAUGACAUUAAGUUGCUGCGC
Tilletiopsis washingtonensis is the source of this 1040-nucleotide messenger RNA. RefSeq lists its product as hypothetical. The record is from RefSeq and is a predicted model, not a curated record. NCBI's taxonomy places the organism in Eukaryota, Fungi, Basidiomycota, Exobasidiomycetes, Entylomatales. The transcript has 3 exons. The coding region runs from base 161 to 622 and encodes 153 amino acids.